Messenger RNA from Neohortaea acidophila, 553 nucleotides. RefSeq lists its product as uncharacterized. The record is from RefSeq and is a predicted model, not a curated record. The transcript has 2 exons. The coding region runs from base 212 to 391 and encodes 59 amino acids. NCBI's taxonomy places the organism in Eukaryota, Fungi, Ascomycota, Dothideomycetes, Mycosphaerellales, Teratosphaeriaceae.
CCUCGCUGCACAGUGGCCGUGUAAGUGAUCUUGUCGCGUGCCCUUUCCGUGGCGGGAUCGGCCGCUCCCUCUCCUUGCUCGGCAACAGCAACUGACGAAUUGUGCAUUAGGUAUACGGGCACCGAGUGUGACGGGGAUGGCUAUACGUAUGGGUCAGUCCAGACACAGUACGAAUCGGGUUGCAUCGAUUUCAUGGAUGACUUGCCCGUGAAUGGGACCAACGGCCUGUAUGGCGACUGGACCCAUGGUGCUAGGUCUGUCAGAGUGUUCUGCGCCUGGGGACAAUUCAAGCCCGGCGACGAGCUGCCGACCAAGGCCAAGUUCGACAGUGACGAUGACGACUGGUUCUGAGAGGACUGAGCGCUUUGUGGCUGCGGUAACUGCGCUCUAACCGCCCUCCGAGACGAGUCUGAUACUGUUGAAGGGGGAUGAUGUUGGUUGAUUGGAAUGUUGUUGGUAGAAGCUCGGCAAGAUAGCGUAGGAGUACAAGUACCGAGUCUUUCCAAAAGUUGGGCGUCAAGCAAUGUAAGCCGGGACACUUAUUGGAGAUGGU